Molecule: messenger RNA, 712 nt
Organism: Gilbertella persicaria
Lineage: Eukaryota; Fungi; Mucoromycota; Mucoromycetes; Mucorales; Choanephoraceae
Product: Longin-like domain-containing protein
Exons: 4
Coding region: 12-665 (217 amino acids)
Biological process (GO): retrograde vesicle-mediated transport, Golgi to endoplasmic reticulum; endoplasmic reticulum to Golgi vesicle-mediated transport; vesicle fusion with Golgi apparatus
Cellular component (GO): endoplasmic reticulum-Golgi intermediate compartment; endoplasmic reticulum membrane; SNARE complex
Molecular function (GO): SNAP receptor activity
Source: RefSeq, a predicted model, not a curated record
AAUAAAACAAGAUGGUAAAGACAACUAUUAUUGCUCGUAUUUCAGAUGGUCUUCCAUUAGCUGCUAGUAUGGAUGAUGAACAGGUUGAAACUGAGUUAGCUGAAUAUAAAGGACAAGCAAAGACUAUCUUUAAGCGUCUCAACAUCAACUCUGAACCGAGAUGUUCUAUUGAGUCUGGCAAAUACGCGUUCCAUUAUAUCAUUGAAGGAAGUGUAUGCUAUCUUUGUAUUUGUGAUCAAUCUUAUCCUCGUAAACUGGCAUUUAGUUACUUGGAAGAACUAGCCAAAGAAUUCAACAUGAGUUAUGGUAAUGAAGUAGAUAAGCCAGGAUUAAGACCCUAUGCUUUUGUCAAGUUUGACACAUUUAUGCAAAAGACAAAACGUAUCUAUCAAGACACACGCACCCAAAGUAACUUGGCCAAGUUGAAUGAAGAUCUACAAGAUGUUACUCGUAUCAUGACCAAGAAUAUGGAGGAUUUAUUAUGGCGUGGAGACAGUUUAGACCGAAUGAGUACUGUUUCAGGUGAAUUAAAGGACAGUGCAAAAAUGUUCAAGGAUAAAGCGCGUCAUUUAAAUCUACAGGCUUUGUAUCGUAAAUAUGGUCCACCUGUUAUCAUUGCUACUGUCAUUCUGUUUGUCUUUCUUUUACGUUAUUACUUUUUUUAACUCUCCUCUUUAAAAAAGAAAGAAAUGUUGGGAAUGAAAAUAAAUUU